Molecule: messenger RNA, 618 nt
Organism: Dermacentor silvarum
Lineage: Eukaryota; Metazoa; Arthropoda; Arachnida; Ixodida; Ixodidae
Product: cuticle protein 10.9
Exons: 3
Coding region: 42-572 (176 amino acids)
Cellular component (GO): chitin-based extracellular matrix
Molecular function (GO): structural constituent of chitin-based larval cuticle
Source: RefSeq, a predicted model, not a curated record
AUUUCAGUGUCCGAAUAGGUUUAAUCAAACUGCCAGUCAUCAUGUGUUCUGCUGGAGCUCUCCUCGCGCAGGUACUCGGGGUUUCCAUGGUUUCCAUGACACUCGGUGGUGGUCAGUUUGGAUUUGGCGGUGGAUUUGGCAGCGGAGCUGGCAGUAGAUUUGGUGGUGGACUUGGUGGCGCCUUUGGUGGCCCGGCAUACGCCGGCACGUUCGCACGGCAAGAACAGUAUUACCCACCGCAACCGUACAGCUUCGGCUACGACAACGUUGACCAGUACGGCACCAAGUCCUAUCAGAAAGAACGGGGCGACGCCUCCAACACCAAGACGGGCAUGUACGGCUACUCGGACGCCAACGGCAUCUUCCGCCAGGUGAAGUACAUCGCUGAUGCUGGCGGAUUCCGCGCAAAGAUUGACACCAACGAGCCCGGAACCGCCCCUGGAGCCAGUGCCGACGCGGUCUACAAUGCGAACCCUCUCCCCGCUGGCCCGCAGUACCGCAUCAUUGGUGGCUCCUCUCCCUACUCCUCUCGCUACACAAGCGCCUCCUCUUCUGGCCCUUGGUCUGGAUAGUCAAGAGUGUGACGUGGGGAGCCGCUUGCUGAAUAAUUGCUCCGGC